Penaeus monodon (black tiger shrimp) is the source of this 570-nucleotide messenger RNA. RefSeq names its product zinc finger protein 570-like. The annotation marks the transcript as partial. Lineage: Eukaryota; Metazoa; Arthropoda; Malacostraca; Decapoda; Penaeidae. The transcript is spliced from 3 exons. The record is from RefSeq and is a predicted model, not a curated record.
AUGAGAAUACAUGCACUUGAGAGGCCAUACAGCUGCGAUAUUUGCAAUAAAGCCUUUUCUGAGAGAGUUCAUCUUUUAAAGCAUACUAGAGUUCAUACAAAGGAGAAGCCUUAUAACUGCGAGAUUUGCAACAAUGCAUUCUCACGAAAAAAUAAUCUGGUGAGGUACAUGAGAAUACAUACAAAGAAAAAGCCAUAUAGCUGCCAUAGGGCUUUUUCUGAGAGAGGUCACCUAGUACUGCAUAUUAGAGUAAUUUAUAACAAGGACUUCUCAGAGAAAUAUAGUCUAGCAAGGGUGUUUUCACAGAAAAUUAGUCUGGGAAGUCAUAUAAGAAUACAUAGAACGGAGAAGCCAUACAGCUUUUGGGAGAUUUGCAAUAAGGCCAUUUCUGCAAAAGGUAACCUAGUAGCGUACUUUAGAGUACACACCAAGGAGAAGCCAUACUGUGAAAUUUUUAACAAGGACUUCACACAGAAAUCUAGUUUAACAAAGCAUAUGAGAGUACUCACAAAGGAGAAGUCAUACACCUGUGAGAUUUGCAACAAGGUCUUCUCUGAGAAAAGUCAUGUA